GAUUGUGUUCAGUCACCCAACCUGGACAUCGUGUUCGUCGUCGACGAAUCUGGCAGCAUUUGUGACACGGAUCCCGGGUUUGUGUAUGGACGGGAUUCAACCUGCACCAACUUCAGGAACCUCCUCACAUUUGUUAGUAACUUGGUCGACAGUUUUACAAUAGGACCGUCGAAUUACAGGGUUGGAAUGGUGACAUUCAGUAGUUCAGCCGAAGUCAGAUGGAGAUUAGACAGGUAUUACACCAAAGCUGAUCUCCAAGCGGCAAUCAACAGCAUUCCAUACACUGGAGGCAACACAUUCACGACGGGAGGUAUAAGGUUGAUGAGGACUCAAGUCUUCACGCAGUCAGGGGAUCGUCCAGAUGCUUCCAACCUCGCCAUCAUCAUCACUGACGGA
Helobdella robusta is the source of this 396-nucleotide messenger RNA. RefSeq lists its product as hypothetical. Lineage: Eukaryota; Metazoa; Annelida; Clitellata; Rhynchobdellida; Glossiphoniidae. The annotation marks the transcript as partial. The transcript has 2 exons. The record is from RefSeq and is a predicted model, not a curated record.